AUGGCUGCACCUAAGACGAAGCGUGGGGGAGCACCUGCUCGGGACCUUUUUUCGACUGGUAGCUUUGACCUGAGUGAGUUGAAGGUCGAGAAAGUCGUGAGGGCCCUAGAGCUCGACAGUGCCAACCACGACAUGUUCAUCUGUUACUACAACUUCUUCGCCGCUCACAACAGCGGGUUAUACAAAGAGAUCGAGGCAAAGCACAGCCUCAAGCGCGAUGACAUGGUUGAGUGGAUUGCUGAAACUAUGGGCUCCGAGGUUCUGUCAUGCGUCAACUACAAGCCAAACAGCAAGAAGGAAGAAAAGGGGGAAAUGCCCGACCCAUUGGUCGUGGCCAUCGCGCUGAGAGUCUACGAUGAGGGUAAUCUCUCUCUCAUGUACCAACUUGGCGAGCUGACGGACUAUGUCACGAACCGCCACCGCCCACACGCUCUGCGCUCGAAGAAACAUCAGGAGAGACGUGACAACAGCGGCUUGCCUUAUCUGGAUGAGAAGCAGGUCGCGCACACACUCGGCCUCGGCUUCGUUCGAAAGUUGCAACAUGCGCCAUGUACUGGUUGGCACGAGCCAAAAGCUGCACAAGAGGGUCGACAAUAUCCUGAAGUCUCCAGUGAAUCCAGUGAACCGUACGCUUGGACAGCAGAAGAACGCGGUCGCCUGAGGCAAAUCGCCAAGCAAGUUCAGUCGGAUGAGCUCCAGCAGUCCAUGAUCGACGUUGGGGGUGAUCACCUCUACGAUGUCAUACGAACUCGACUAAAGCAGGCUGACCCCACCGUCUGGAAGGAGGAGAAGGACAAGGUUGGUUUGCGGCGCGAGUAUAUACUGAGACGGGAUAGAUAUGCAGCUCAAGUCAAACCGAAGAAGCUCUCGGAGCGCAGGAAGGAGCUGCAUCUGAAAGUAGAUAAUACGCCCGACCUACGGUUCAAGGAGAACAGGGAGCUGCGAGUAGCUGCUGACAGCAGGAAUGGGAGCUCUCCACCGCCAGCUCCCGUAGUUGCCACGCCCCGAAGAGGCCGUGGCUCGAAGACUACACCAAAGCAGCCUGAUAGUCGAGAAGCACCGAAGGACUCCGUCAGAAGCGAGAACAAGGCCAAGUCAAACACAAGCAGCUCUCAAUUGAGCUCAACCCCAGCACGCCUCAAAGCUGAUGGAACGCCGGACAUGCGCUUCCGCUCCAACAAGACGCAGGCGGCCAAUGCAGCCAGCUCUUCGACUACGAACCCUGAUAGUAGUGAACGCGUGAUCCUGACGGGCCCUCGCGGUGGGAAGUACUACAUCGACGCCAAAGGUAAGAAGAGGUACAUCUAG
Phytophthora sojae is the source of this 1308-nucleotide messenger RNA. RefSeq lists its product as hypothetical. The transcript is spliced from 2 exons. NCBI's taxonomy places the organism in Eukaryota, Oomycota, Peronosporomycetes, Peronosporales, Peronosporaceae. The record is from RefSeq and is a predicted model, not a curated record. The coding region runs from base 1 to 1308 and encodes 435 amino acids.